Molecule: messenger RNA, 4254 nt
Organism: Notothenia coriiceps (black rockcod)
Lineage: Eukaryota; Metazoa; Chordata; Actinopteri; Perciformes; Nototheniidae
Product: A disintegrin and metalloproteinase with thrombospondin motifs 2-like
Exons: 17
Biological process (GO): extracellular matrix organization; proteolysis
Cellular component (GO): extracellular matrix
Molecular function (GO): metalloendopeptidase activity
Source: RefSeq, a predicted model, not a curated record
GUGAAUGAGAUCUACCAUGACCAGUCUUUGGGAGCAAAGAUCAACGUGGUGCUGGUGCGGAUUAUCAUGCUGGGCUACGGCAAGGUUGCUGCACGGAAUCAUGGGAAGUCCAGUUCCUACGACUGUCUCCGUGACGACCCCUUUGACCACAACUGGCCCUCGCUGCCUCAGCUUCCUGGGUUGCAUUAUUCUAUGAACGAACAAUGUCGCUUCGACUUCGGUGUGGGCUACACGAUGUGCACCGCGCUACAAAAGGCGGGCCAGUCAGGAACCCAGUAUCGCACAUUUGACCCAUGUAAGCAGCUGUGGUGUAGCCACCCAGACAAUCCCUUCUUCUGCAAGACCAAGAAAGGUCCGCCCAUUGAUGGCACCAUGUGUGGGAAUGGAAAGCAUUGCUUUAAAGGUCACUGCAUCUGGUUGACACCUGACAUCAUAAAGCAAGAUGGAAACUGGGGGUCAUGGAGUGAGUUUGGUCAGUGCUCCCGCACCUGUGGUGGAGGAGUACAGUUUCGCACACGCGACUGUGACAAUCCAAGACCAGCCAAUGGAGGCCGCACCUGCGUUGGCGCGACUUACCAGUUCCAGAUGUGCAACACCAACGAAUGCGAGGAUAUCUACAGCGACACACGAGAGGAGCAAUGCCACGCUUGGGACCCCCGCUUUGAAAUCCACAGCAACAAGCACCAAUGGCUGCCUUAUGAACACACAGACCCUAACAAACGCUGCCAACUGCAUUGCCAAUCCAAGGAGACACAAGAUGUGGUCUCCAUGCAGAGGAUGGUCCUGGACGGCACGCGCUGCUCGUACAAGGACCCGCACAGUGUGUGUGUGCGCGGGGAGUGUGAGAAAGUGGGCUGUGACAGUGUGGUCGGCUCCUCAAAGCAGGAGGACAAGUGUGGAGUGUGCGGAGGAGACAACUCCAGCUGCAAAACAUUCAAAGACACCAUCACACGUACUGCCAAGAAACAAGGUUUCCUGAAAGUUCUUGAAAUCCCCAGAGGAGCGAGACACUUGCUGAUCCAAGAGCUGAAAGUGACCUCACACACUUUAGCCGUAAAGAACGUGGCAUCAGGACUGUUCUUCUUGAACGGGGAAAACGAUUACCCAGAAUCCCACUCGGUCAUAGAAAAGGGCGUCGAGUGGGAAUAUGAGAAUGACAACGACAAGGAGACUCUUCAGACCACCGGUCCACUCAGACAUGGAAUUUUGAUCAUGAUGAAAUUGCAUGGAGACGAGGACGUGAAUUUGUCAUAUAAGUACAUGAUGAACAUGGACAGUGACUCUGGCAUUCAGAACAACAUGCUAGUGGAGGACAGUGCCUAUGAGUGGGCUCCAAAGAAGUGGUCCUACUGUUCCAAGCUCUGCGGUGGAGGAAAACAGUACCUUCGAUAUGGCUGCAGAAGAAAAGUUGACAGUAAGAUGGUCCACAAGAGCUUCUGUAAUAAAUCCAACAUGAAACCUAGAGGAGACACCAGAGACUGCAAUCAGAAGCCCUGCCCUCCACCAAUUUGGGUGACAGGAGAGUGGCAGAACUGCAGCAAACUAUGUGGAAAGACAGGGAUGCAAAUCCGCUCGAUCAGCUGUGUCCAGCCGUCAGAUGACAACACCACACGCUCCAUUCACAAUAAGCACUGCAACGACGAACGGCCCGAGACCCGCAGACCCUGUAACCGACACAACUGCCCCACCCAGUGGAGGGUCGGACCGUGGUCACAGUGCUCUGUGACAUGUGGUAACGGGACGCAGAACAGGCAGGCUUUGUGCCACACCAGGGACAACAGCAUCGGCCUGUGUCUGGACAGUAAGCCUGAAACCAUCAGAGUCUGCCGCCUGGAUCCAUGUCACAGGGACUCAGACUUCAACAGGAAUGGCAACAUGCUGAUCCAGUUGCUGUCUCGCCGUAACUCCAUCUACCCGCAGAUCUCCUCACGCCGGCGUUGUCAUGGAGACCGCACCGUGUUCUGUCGUAUGGAGGUGCUGAAGCGCUACUGCCCUCUACCGGAGUACCAGCGCAUGUGCUGCAAGUCCUGUGCCAAUGUCAGCGUUACAGGAGUUCUACCCACCUUCACACCCAUCACCUCCAUCCUGCCCAAAGUUACAACUCCUCCACCCAGCAGCACCCUUAGCUCUGGCUUCACCACCAUCCCACCCACCACAGAUGUCAUCACCACCAUUUCAGCUUCUACCAUCGAUCCCCGGACCACCACUCAUCCUCCUACCUCUGUCACUGCUAUUCCUCAUUCUACACUUUUCCCUACACAAAUGAUCCCCAAUCAUUCUUCUACGUCUACCACUGAUGUUCUGACCUCCACAUCUUCCCCUCCAAGUGAAAUUCAUAUGAUCAUCACUCAUCCUCCAUCUGCCACCAGUGCUACAGUCCCUCAGUCCAUCUCUUCCAUGUUGACCACCUCAAGUUCAACUUAUUUUAGUGUUAGAGCUCAUCCCCUACCUCUGCCUGCCCCAGACAUAGAUGAGAACACAGACAUACAGUUACAGAGUACUACAAAUGGUCCAACAACAUCUGAUAUCAUAACUACAACCCACCUUCCAGCAACAAACAUUCCAACUAUCUAUACAGAAAGCACUACAAAAACAGAUGCCCAAAUAAAGUCAAAGCCUAAAAAGAUUUUGCCAAAGAAAAAACCCAAAAAGGUGUUUACACCAAAGAUCAAUCCAAAGAAGAAUACUGCACAAAAAAAUAUUACAAGAAAAAAUGUUCCACUAAAGGUCAAACCCAGAAAUAAAACAAAUUCUGCUCCAAAAAAGGGUAAAUUAGGAGACAGCAAUCCGCCGCAAAAUAAACCAGAAAACAAAGCUCCCAAAAAGACUAUUAAACCAAACACCACCCCUAAAAAGACUACUAAACCAAACACCACCCCUAAAAAGACUACUAAACCAAACACCACCCCUAAAAAGACUACUAAACCAAACACGGCCCCUAAAAAGACUACUAAACCAAACACCACCCCUAAAAAAACUACUAAACCAAACACCACCCCUAAAAAGAAUCCUGUGAUAAAGACUCCUCCCAAGAAAAAACCAACGCCCAAAAAGAAGGCUCCGUCACAGGCCAAACCUAAGAAGAACACUCAGCCAAAGCAAAAACAAACAAAGACAAAUAUCCAAAAGAUCCCCAAACCAGGUCCCAAAAAGGCAACAAACUCACCAACUAAGGUAAAUAAGGAUAGGUUCAAGGUAAAAAAGACUUAUCCACCAAAGAAAACCCAAAAAACGGUGUCUCCAUAUGUUACAACAACUGCCACUCUGCAAACAAGUCCAGGACCACUAAAAGAGUUAUUUUCUUCCACUAUCUCUGGCGCCAGUGUAUAUGCGACAGUUGCAGGCAUGCCUUUGUCCGAGUCCAGAGUCAAUGUCACAUACAUCAAUGACAACACAGCAACUAAAGAUGAAACUCCGCUGUGGUAUUACAUUGUUUCAACCACAACACCUAUCACUUUUGGAGAUGGCAUUACACCAACUGACAUCGCUCAUUUCGAGGAAGUCAGCGUGUCCAGUGGAACCAUGCCUCACAGCAGUGCUCCAAUGACCAGCAGUGGUGAUGUCCCAGUAACAAGCGGGACCAUUUUCAGUGGUGAUGACAUCACAGUGUCCUACAGCAACAGGGAAGGGGUCAGUGACACCAUGGUGCUAGAUGACGGACUCACUAUGAUGAUCCCAACCAUCAACAGCGAGGAUAUGACGGACCUCGCUUCCUCGCCCUGGCUGGACCUGUCUGAAUACAUCCCUGUGAGCUAUCCUGUUCCCACAACAACUUCAGACCCUGCCUUGGCCUCACCUUCCACCAUCAUCACUCUGCCAACUGAAACAUCAGCCAUCUUAACCACAACCAAACCUCAGCAAAGACCAGAGGAGAACAAUGAGAACAACUCCGUCGACAUCAUAUACAACAGGAUCAUCGGCGUAGACAACGAUAUCUCCCAGAACAAUCUGAUCCCAAGGCGUCGGGUCAAUCUCAGAGAGAGAACCAAGAACAAACGCAUUCAGGAGCUUCUGGAGGAGAAGAGGAACUUUCUCCUCAGGAUGAAGCGAGGUCACAGAGUAUGAAAGAUCAAGCCUUCUCAUUUCUCUUAUAGAGAUGAAGGUGUUCCUUACAGACUUUUGUAAACUAUGUUUGAACCCCUCUAAACUGCCAUGAUGCUUUUUACGAGGCCUUCACAAAAAACAUUGUCAUAUCAAUCAAUCAAUCAAUGUUUAUUUAUAUAGCCCAAUAUCACAAAUGUUACAUUUGUCUCA